Molecule: messenger RNA, 558 nt
Organism: Asterias rubens (European starfish)
Lineage: Eukaryota; Metazoa; Echinodermata; Asteroidea; Forcipulatida; Asteriidae
Product: 2-oxoglutarate-dependent dioxygenase gloF-like
Exons: 5
Coding region: 1-558 (185 amino acids)
Molecular function (GO): dioxygenase activity
Source: RefSeq, a predicted model, not a curated record
AUGAAAGUUUGCCACAUGAUUGGCGUUGAUCUACCAGACGGUGACCUGAAAGAAUCAUUUAAUUACACUUCAGCUACUGAAGAUAAUGACUGGCCAACUGAAUCAGCGUGUCCUGGAUUCAAGACUACCAACAAGGAUUUCUUUGAGCUGUGUGUUCCUCUACACAACCGAGUCUUGGAAGUCAUGGCACACGGCCUCAACAUUGAGGACCCUUUAUUUUUCGUGAAGCGCCACGCCCAGCCCAGUAGGGCCUGUCUCAGGUCACUGUUCUAUCCUUCCCUAGAUGACGUCACAGUCAAGGACCAACAAGUAAGAUGUAGUGAGCACUCUGACUACGGAGGUAUCACAAUGCUGUUCCAUCAGGUACCUGGCUUGGAGAGACACCGUGUUUUCUUGGACGGAACACCAGCUGAACGUAGUCAGAGUCGCCAGUCGAUUGUUUUCUUUGGUAACCCCAACGAGGAAGCCGUGAUUGAUUGCACCGAUAACAGCAACAAAUACCCACCAAUAACAUGCAGAGACUACCUGGACCAGAAAUACAGCGCUACUCACCAAUAG